Nicotiana tabacum (common tobacco) is the source of this 1662-nucleotide messenger RNA. RefSeq lists its product as uncharacterized. Gene Ontology annotation, cellular component: nucleus; protein phosphatase type 2A complex; cytoplasm. Lineage: Eukaryota; Viridiplantae; Streptophyta; Magnoliopsida; Solanales; Solanaceae. Gene Ontology annotation, biological process: mitotic spindle organization. The record is from RefSeq and is a predicted model, not a curated record. Gene Ontology annotation, molecular function: protein tyrosine phosphatase activator activity; peptidyl-prolyl cis-trans isomerase activity.
UAAAACUGAAUCUAGCCUCGCUCUACCUAGGCCUUUCUUCAUUCUUUUUCGAAAGCAAAAUUUUAGAAUCGUUUCUCUUCCAUUGUUACAGUAGGAAAAUCUUACUCAUCUUCUCUCUCUGUUCACACAACUCCAUUGUUUCCUCUUCCCUUCCAUUUCUCAAAAUGGAACCAGACCACAACCCUCCUCCCAACACCUCCACCCCCUUUCACCACCACCACGACGGCGCAGGAACCUGCGUCAACUGUGGCGGACCCACCGCGUUCCCUACACCGCCGCCUGAUCCCAACCCCAACUACAUCCCCAUUCGCGCUCCGGCCGUCAACCUUCCACCAGCCAAUAACAGAGAAAUCAUCAUCCGAACCCCUGUUCCUCAAUCACAGCGAAUCAUUCCCCUAACUCCCCCUUUUCAUUUCCAAACCCCAACCAAAAAAAUCCACUCCCAAAGCGACAUCGAUCAGUUCCACUCCUCUCCCACUUGCCAUAACUUCCUUGGCUUUAUCGUUUCACUCUCCGAGUCCGUUCGUUCCCACAAGCUCUCCGAUCCUUGCCACGUGUCUCCUCCAGUUUCAGCCAUUGUUUCCGUUCUCCAAACCCUAAUUGCCUACGUGGAUGAGAUUCCUUUAGCGCUUCAGACCUCUCGAUACGGAAACUUGGCCUACCGUACGUGGCACGAGCACAUGAGCUGUGAUGCUGAGUCAUUCAUGCUUCAAUUCCUGCCUACCGAUCUCCAUUCUGCUACUGUUGAGCUUGUUCCUUACUUUACUGAUAGCUUUGGGAACUCCAGCAGAAUUGACUAUGGUACUGGGCAUGAGACAAAUUUUGCAGCAUGGUUGUACUGUUUAGCAAGAUUAGGAGUUGUGAAAGAAGAGGACUAUCAAGCUCUGGUGUCAAGGGUUUUUGUCAAGUACUUGGAGUUGAUGAGGAAAUUGCAAACAACCUAUUGCCUAGAGCCUGCUGGGUCCCAUGGUGUUUGGGGACUAGAUGACUACCACUUUUUACCUUUUAUAUUCGGGUCAUCUCAGUUGAUUGAUCACAAGUACAUGAAACCAAAAUCUAUUCAUAACGAAGAUAUCUAGGAGAACUUUGCAAAUGAAUAUUUGUAUCUCUCAUGUAUUAUAUUCAUAAAGAAGGUGAAGAAGGGAGUGUUUGCAGAGCAUUCUCCUAUGUUAGAUGACAUUAGUGGUGUGCCCAAUUGGAACAAGGUAAACAGUGGCUUGCUUAAGAUGUAUAAGAUAGAAGUUUUGCAGAAGGUUCCUAUCAUGCAGCAUUUCCUUUUUGGCUCCAUUAUCCAAUGGCAAUGAUGUGCUGGUCGGUCUUUUUCCUGAACCAUGGGUCAGUCAUAUAUGGCUUCCUAUUUACCAGCAGCUAUAUAGUGGUGGAGAAACAUACUUUCUAAUACUCUGGCAGCACAGACCUACAAGAUUUUAUGAUUCUAAUGUGUCACCCUGCUAUUCAGCAGACACUUUAUCAUCAGGAUUUUGAAUAUUGUUGUUAAAAUGAUCUUGAAGGUAUCGUGUACUCACAAUUGUACCUUUUGAUAGAUUUUAAGUGCUUUGUUAUAUAGUUCUUUGGGUACUACUGGCCCUCGAAUUUGAGUAUACUUUUAAGGCAGUAAAAAUCCCAAUCCCAUUUUGUGGUAGAAAAUGAUUUUCUUCUUAA